Molecule: messenger RNA, 1836 nt
Organism: Cadophora gregata
Lineage: Eukaryota; Fungi; Ascomycota; Leotiomycetes; Helotiales; Ploettnerulaceae
Exons: 2
Coding region: 1-1836 (611 amino acids)
Source: RefSeq, a predicted model, not a curated record
AUGGGGAUCCGACAUCUGACCACGUUCUUGCGCCCUUAUGCAGAUGCAGCAUCAUUGGAUGGCCAGCAAGUUGUGAUAGACGGCCCCUCUUUCGCUCACCAGGUCUACUACCUCUGUCUCAAAGCUACUCCAGGAGCCCAAAAUGCACUGGAAGCUGCACCGUCCUAUCGAGCAUUAGCAGACACAGCUAUUUCAUGGCUAGAUACCGUCAGAGCAAGCAAUGUGCAUAUAAAGAAGAUAUAUUUUGAUGGCUACCUGCCUCAAGCGAAGCUUGAUGUCCGGCUAGAAAGGCUUCAGAGCUCGACACAUCAAUUGACUAAGUUCCAUCAGACAAGUAACGCGCCUUGUCGGUCCUCUUUUCCAAAAGCCAAUGAUGCCCCACUACCUGUAUUUCAAGGCGGUGCUGUCCGUUCUGGCCUAACGACACUUCCUGCCGUGUCAUUUGUCGUACCAGCAAUUCUCGAAGCUCUGAUUUCGUCGAGCAAAUAUGCCAAUAUUACCGAGGUCGUUCCAGGAGAGGCAGACCUGUACUGUGCAAGAUAUCUGAAGCAAGAUGGUGGAAUAGUUUUCACUAGCGACUCCGACCUUCUGGUGCACGAUCUAGGCUUGAACGGUGCAGUGACUUUCUUUAGUGAUAUAGAACUUACUGCAGGUGAUAGUCCAGGAAUCUUGCGCACUCAAACUUUUCACCCAGCAGCCAUCAGUGAGCGUCUGACACUGCCAAAAUCCCACGGUCUUCAUUCACUGGCAUUCGAAAUAUUCAUGGAUGCUCAAGGGACCUUUCCGAAACUUCUCACACAAGCGCAGUCUCUCAAAGCCAUCACAAGCCAUAGGCAGAUGUUCGAUGACUUCCUCAAAGAAUAUGCUCCGCUGCGCGCUGAAUCGGAGAUGUCCAUAGAAUAUGCACAGGCCCUCCGAGUUCUUCGACGUUUGGAUCCAAGAACUUCUGAAUACGUACUCCAAUUUCCUAGCCUUGCUCAUAUUGCUGGUCAACCGCUGGUAAGUGGGAAACCUGCUUCGCUGUCGCCUCAUGUUUUUUUGCCAUUUCUAAUUGAUUGCCCUGUUCGCACGAAUGCUUGGGAAGCUUCGACGGCCACUCGGCAACUUGCAUAUGGCCUCGUCAAUAUCAUUGUUCCUACUCGCGAGCAAGCGUCGAGUGUGUUCGAGCAUAGAAGGCAGUUGGAAAAGUCAGGAGGCCGGGAGCUGAUGCUUCCCGAAGUCCUUGACAUCUCCGAGGCGUGCACCGCCGUGCUGGAAACAUUCCAAACCCUAAAAAAUAAACUGCCAGAUUUUACAGAAACGCAUAUUUGGGUGGCUUUUGCCGUGCACCAAGAUAUUGAAUGGUCAGCAUCCAGCUCGAAAACUGCGGCUAGUCAGCUAUUCCUACAGCGUAUUUCUUAUCCAAAACUUUCCGACCCGUCUGGGUACCUUGGAUGGGAUGUCAUUCAGUUCUUCGCUCAACUUCAAGGCUCGUUGUAUUCUUUUAGAAUGUUGCAGCAGAUUACAAGUCUGGUAGUUGCAACUGGACAUAAAACCUCAAUACCUGAGGCGGUCCAUCGUCUACAUUCCCUGCUAGGGUCUGUCCCAACAUUGGUCGACUAUCCCGAUCUUGGGACUGCGUCUUCCAUCGUCCGAAAUUCUCAUGGUGUGAAGUUCUUGAAGAACUUGAGGGAAGUGUUGAAGGUUCUGGACUCUUCUCCCACGUAUCUUGCUCAGAAUGACACCAAAUCGAAAGCAUCAUCGAAGAAGAAGCGAAAGAGAGACCAAGCUGCGACCGAGUUACCACCGGGAAAGCCAAAAUCGAGCAAUCCAUUUGCAUUGUUGGAGAGUGAUUGA